Molecule: messenger RNA, 201 nt
Organism: Pyricularia pennisetigena
Lineage: Eukaryota; Fungi; Ascomycota; Sordariomycetes; Magnaporthales; Pyriculariaceae
Exons: 1
Coding region: 1-201 (66 amino acids)
Source: RefSeq, a predicted model, not a curated record
AUGGUGGGGGCGUUAAUUUCGUCAUCAGUGGACCGGCCCCUUUUUCCUAGGCGGCUUGGCAUCGAAAAGCCACAGAUUGCCGCGGGCCUGGGCGGCUGUCUGUCCGUCCACCGGCAAAUGGCCCUCGCUUGCCCUGCCAUCGCUUCCCAAAUAUUGCCUCUGUCUGGACCAGGAACCAUAAUCCGGAUGCCCUGGAAUUAA